AUGAAGAUUGCACAGGUUGGCGCGUUCGCCGCGACGGUGGCGUCGCUCUCGACGUUCACGUAUGGCUACUCAUUUGACGAUGUUCCCACGACCGAGACCGAGACAGAGAGCACUGGUUUAACUGCGAACGAGGAGAACCGCAUUUGGGGUGGAUCAGAUGGAAAUAUCGACAAGUAUCCCUUCCUUGCUGGUCUGCGCGAUUCUUUCUUUGAUGAGACCUUCUGCGCCGGCACGCUCAUCGCUCCUCAGUACAUUCUUACGGCAGGUCACUGCAUUAGAACGAACGAGAUGCAAAUAAUUGCCACUUUUGGCACAAACGACAGCACUGGUUCUGGCUCGGGUGCGGCCAUCCAAGUCCCAGUCAUUGCGGGUUUCCGUCACCCUUUGUACAAGAAGAAGGAGCACUUGUACGACGUGGGUUUGCUUAAACUGAAGAAGCCGAUCAAGCGCAAAACGGCGAAGUUGUGCGCCUCAGACGGAUCCGACAACAAAGUGGGAACAAUGGGUACCGUUCUUGGAUGGGGUAAGACACAGACCAGCGGCGAAUCGACCAGCCCUACCCUGCAGCAGAUAACGCUUCCUGUCAUCUCGAACGCUGAGUGUGGCAAGUUCAAAAAGUACGUUGGCCGUGUUACGGAAGGCAUGCUGUGCGCUGGAACAGGCAACAACAAGGACACGUGCAAUGGUGACUCCGGUGGUCCGCUUCUCGUGGACGACGACAUCCUUAUUGGCUGUGUUAGCUGGGGCAGCAAGUGCGGUCAACAGGCUGGUAUUUUCACGCGCCUCACGUACGUGAUGGACUACAUUGAGGACAUUUUGGCCGGCGGCGAUGGCAGCAAAUUCAAGGGGUCGUCGUCCGGUUCGAUGGAUGGGGUCAUACUCCCGCCGUCAUCAGACUCGUCGAGCAGCGAUGACCUAAUGUCGAUUCUCCAAGGCAGUGGAAGCAACGACCUGUCUUGGCUGCUUGAUCUGCUCAAGAGUAACUCGGGCAGCGGUAGCAACGACCUAUCGUGGCUGUUCGACAGCAACUCGGACAGUGACUCCGCCAGUGGUAGCGAGGACACUAAGGGAGGCAAGGCCACGAAGGCUCCCAUCGAGGAAUCAUCUGAAUCUGCGUCGGAGGACACGGACAUUCUUGCUACCAAGGGUAAGUCUACCAAGGCCCCCGUUGUAGAGGAUGACUCGGAUUCUGGCAGCGAUGACCUGUCGUGGCUCCUUGACAGCGACUCUGAGAGCGGUAGCGAGGAUUCAAUCCUCGUUAAGGGUGCCACUAAGGGUAAGUCUACCAAGGCCCCCGUUGUAGAGGAUGACUCGGAUUCUGGCAGCGACGACCUGUCGUGGCUCCUUGAUAGCGACUCGGAGAGCGGCAGUGAGGACCCCACACUUGUCAAGGGUGCCACCAAGGGUAAGUCUACCAAGGCGGCCUCUGCCAGCCACGACCUCGACUGGUUGUUUGCUAGCGAAUCGGAUAGCGGUAGCGAGGACGCAGUCUUGGUCAAGGGUGGCAAGACUUCAAAGAAGACGAAAUCAUCGAAGACUCUGGUUGAGGAGGACUCGGAUUCGGCAUCGGAGGACUCGGCCAUCCAAAGUGACUCUGUCCACCAGAGCGACCAGGUAACUCAGCAGUCGUUUAAGUGA
Phytophthora nicotianae INRA-310 is the source of this 1638-nucleotide messenger RNA. RefSeq lists its product as hypothetical. The record is from RefSeq and is a predicted model, not a curated record. Gene Ontology annotation, molecular function: serine-type endopeptidase activity. Gene Ontology annotation, biological process: proteolysis. Lineage: Eukaryota; Oomycota; Peronosporomycetes; Peronosporales; Peronosporaceae. The transcript has a single exon. Bases 1 to 1638 code for a protein of 545 amino acids.